CACUUGAUUUGAUUAGAAGUUCAUUUCCUUUCUCUGCCAUUUUCCCCGACUUUAGGCCAAGUAAAACGGCACGGAGAACCUCGGUGAUCGUUUAGUGAGGUCUGUUAGGAAGGAAAAUGGCAGCCUCUUUUUACAUUUUCUUAUUUCCCUUUGACUGCUCUGCUGGAUCACAUUUAAAUGACUAGCUAAUAGCUACAACAACAUGUAUCAUCCUAGCUAGAUACAAUGUAGCAAAAUAAUAUAUUGUCAAUGUCCAGCUAAACUGUAACGGCUCAAUCAUAGAUUGGUCGUUGAUGCUAACCAAAACAAUAUCAGGCAGUCACCUCUGCCAACUAUUAGCGAAGAAGAGCUCAGUGUCGGUGCUCCUUUUAUCUGUUGUUCCCCAUAGCUGUGCCAUGUAGAAGGCAGUGAUUCGCCAUUAAACUUUUGCAAAUGAAAAUGGAGGAUAUGUCUCUGUCGGGCCUGGACAACACCAAGCUAGAGGCCUUGGCUCAGGACAUCUACUCGGACCUGGUGGAGGACGCCUGUUUGGGCCUGUGUUUCGAGGUGCAUCGUGCUGUCAAACAGGGCUACUUCUUCCUGGAUGACACGGACCAAGAAAGCAUGAAGGACUUCGAAAUCGUUGACCAACCAGGAGUGGACAUUUUCGGGCAAGUGUACAAUCAGUGGAAAAACAAGGAGUGUGUGUGUCCCAACUGCAACCGGAGCAUUGCUGCGUCCCGCUUUGCCCCUCAUCUGGAGAAAUGCUUGGGCAUGGGGCGCAACAGCAGCCGCAUCGCCAACCGCAGAAUAGCAAGCAGUAACAACAUGAACAACAAAUCAGAGAGUGAUCAGGAAGACAACGAUGACGUCAAUGACAAUGACUGGUCGUAUGGCUCAGAAAAAAAAGCUAAGAAGAGAAAGUCAGAUAAGAAUCCAAAUUCACCCAGAAGAUCAAAAUCUGUAAAGCAUAAAAAUGGGGAGCUUAGUAAUAGUGUCAAUGCAGAUCCAUACAAGUACAACUAUAACACUGGCAUCAAUUACGAAACUUUAGGCCCUGACGAACUGAGGUCUCUGUUGACAACACAAUGUGGAGUGAUCUCUGAGCACACCAAGAAGAUGUGCACCAGGUCCCAGCGGUGCCCCCAGCACACGGACGAACAGAGGAGGGCCGUCAGGGUGUUCCUCCUGGGGCCGUCCGCGUCGUCUCUGCCCGAUGUAGACAUGAUGGUGGAGAGUGACUGCUACGACGCCUCAGACGGACAGGUUCUCAUGAGUCGCCUACAGUGGGAUGGAUCCUCAGACAUCUCCCCCUCCGAUUCAGCCUCCUCCAAAGCCAGCACCAACAACUCAGAUUCUAAGAAGCCCAAGAAGAAGAAGAAGACGUCUCUUAGCCUAAACAGCACAGGAGGAGGAGGGGGCGGCAGUGGGAGUGGAGGAGGCAGUAGCUCCCAGAGUAGUCUAGUAGGCCUAUCCAACAGAAAGAAGAAGCCCAAGCUUCCUGUUCCCCCUGCCCCCAGUAUCUAUGACAACCUAAACUAGGAUAGUCCCAGUCUGCCCCCCCCCCCCCCUCCCUCUGAGGCAAAGAUGAUAACCCACUAACUCACAUCCACUCACUCACACAUUAAUAUCAGCUCUGAUUAGCCCAGGGGUUGUAACUUCUCUUUUUUCAUAAUUGGACACAGCACCCCUUCAUUUGAACGCCAUUUUUAUUUGUUUGUUGUUGAAGACAAUAUUUUGCAAUUCCAGUUAUAAAGAAACAUGGAUUGUUCACUUUAAUUAUGUUUUUGUUAAUCAGUGAUUUAGGCUUCAGACAUUGACCAAUCACACUCCGCUUUUUUUGCACUCUGAUCUGUUUUCUCCUGAAAACAAAACAUUGCUUUCUUUUUGACUGUGUCUCUGUUUAGGAGGGGACUUGUGGACUAAUUGCAUCACCUUACGACUACAGCGUUGUUAUUGUGGUGGAUGUCAGUGCCAUCUUGUUGUUUCACCAGUAUUGGGGUACUUGAUGGUGGCUUUAUCCGUACUUGCAUUGUAUUGCACAGUGGUGUGUGUGUGUGUUUAUGAAUGUUUGUUGUGUAAAGUUGACUGUUUUCCAUGUUGUGUGUGUGUGAUUUAAUUUGUUUUCAGAUUACUAUGCAUCUCUGAAUGUGCCAUUGUGGUAGAGUCAGUAUAUGUGUUAUUUUGUAUAUUUAACUUUUUUGGUUUACAUUGACUGUGUCAAGUGAGAAUGUGUAUUUAAUGUCUGCACUCAGUAAAUUGUAAAUGCAGAUGUUGACGUGUUUUUAUAUACCGAUACAUGUGGUAUGAUGACCUAUGUAAAAGAAUCAUGAUUUAAUUGGAUACUGUAUACAUACACGGCAACCUCUCUACCAUACACAGCUUCAUGCUAAACAGUGCUUCUUCCCUGUCUAUCUUUACUGUUUCAUACUCAGUCUGAAGUUGCUCUAACCUGCUUCUGCUGCAAAUCACUAUCACUCUAUACAAGUUGUAGAUCUCACAUUGCUUCCUGUUGAAUAAUGCUAAAGUAUAGUGGAGUCAACCAGCUUUUCCCCCAAUAAUACUCUAGGUCAAUCUGCAUCACUUGACUUGCUUUCAAAGUCUGUCUCUCUGAUUAUGUGCAGUGUCUAUGCGCUUGUAGGAAUUCAAAUCCGCCGCUUGCAACAGAAGUGCCAUGGCUGUUGCAUGGGAUAUUUCAGACUGUUAUUCUUGCCAUUUUCAGUUUUACUCUAGCUAACGAGUUAAGUUUGAUAUAUGUUGUUAUUCAUUCCUGUUUGAGGGGCCCACCAGACUAUACUUGCUAGGGAGAAUCUUAUAUACCCUGAGUUUUCAUUUAGAACAUUCAGCCAGUGAUGAAGUAUGACAUCACUUUAAUGUGCACUAAAAGAAUCAACCUUUAAGUGAAAAAAUACCUAUUUUGGAUAUGGCUCAUUUAAUUUGUCCCUCUUUGCUGACAGGGUAAAGAAUGGCCUGUAUUACUAAUACUGUGUAACUGUUUAUUUGUGUGUAUCAGUGUGUCUCUGAACAAUAUGAGUGUGGACAAAUGACGCAAUAGAAAGUGUCUUCACAACACAAAAACUACUUUUUUCAUGCACGUGUGUGUGCAUGUGCAAAUAUGUCAAUUGUAUAUUGUGACGCACAGGUAGGUUUUCUUUAUCUCAGUUUCCCAAGUGUACAGAGGUUUCUUUGUCUGAGUAAAAUAGUGUCAUUCAGA
Molecule: messenger RNA, 3193 nt
Organism: Oncorhynchus gorbuscha (pink salmon)
Lineage: Eukaryota; Metazoa; Chordata; Actinopteri; Salmoniformes; Salmonidae
Product: ataxin-7-like protein 3
Biological process (GO): regulation of transcription by RNA polymerase II; positive regulation of DNA-templated transcription
Cellular component (GO): SAGA complex; DUBm complex
Molecular function (GO): transcription coactivator activity
Source: RefSeq, a predicted model, not a curated record